Mya arenaria is the source of this 3913-nucleotide messenger RNA. RefSeq names its product complement component receptor 1-like protein. Gene Ontology annotation, molecular function: calcium ion binding. Bases 1 to 1938 code for a protein of 645 amino acids. NCBI's taxonomy places the organism in Eukaryota, Metazoa, Mollusca, Bivalvia, Myida, Myidae. The record is from RefSeq and is a predicted model, not a curated record. The transcript has 13 exons.
AUGGCCCUUAAUCGACUCAGAAAGUCGCUUGGCGACACAUGCUCGGGAGAUUCGGGCGUCUGUGGGAAUAUUGUAUUAGGGGAAUGUAGCGGUAUCGAAUGUGUCUGUCAGUCUGGACACUACAAGACUGGACCCGCCACGUGCAGCCCCAUAGACUGCGGGACACUGGCAUCCCCGAAUAACGGCGCUGUUGACCAGACCGACGGCACGACGGUUACGAAGAUCGCAGUUUUCUCGUGCAAUACGGGAUACGCGCUGAACGGUGACGCCUCUGUCACGUGCCAGAGCGAUGGUUCGUGGAGCAGCACGGCGACCGUUUGUGAAGAGGUGGACGAGUGUGCCUCGAAUCCUUGCAAAAAUGGCGGCACGUGUAAUGACAUGUUGAACGGUUACACGUGCACGUGCUUGGGUGGGUUCGGAGGCACCCUGUGUGGUCCAGAUUGUGGAGUGCCGGUGUCCAUCGCAAACGGCGACGUCAGCUAUCCCGACGUAACGCUAGUAGGUGCAACGGCGACGUAUUCAUGUACUCAAGGGUAUACGUUAAGUGGCUCUGCGACCAGCGUUUGUCAGACGGACGGGACGUGGUCAGACCACGGUGUUUGCUUUGUGGUGGGUGUUAUCUACGACGAGAUCUGUCGCGUGACGGCACAGUGCGUCACCGCAGACGCCACAUGUCGGAACGACGGCCUCGGCUCCCUCCGGUGCCUGUGCGCAGUUUCCGGUGAAUUCUAUGACCCGGAUAUAGAUGGAUGUCUCUUAGAUUGUGGUACCCUGACCAACCCAACCAACGGGGAGGUUAUGAAUCCGUCGGUAACCUCUGUUGGACAGGUAGCCACGUACUCGUGCUUUGUCGGGUACGGUCUCGUCGGCUCCAAAGUGCGCACGUGCCAGUCGAACGGCGCGUGGAGUGGCGCCGCGCCAAUCUGCGUGUUCGGAUGCGAAGCGCCUGUGUUCCCCGCAAACGGACGCGUAAACACUACGGAGGGGCUGGCCGUGGGUCACACUAUAUAUUACACGUGCGUUGACGGGUACGAGUUGGUCGGCCAGGCGGAAAGGAUCUGCGAGGCCUCGUCCACGUGGAGCGGCACGGCACCAUCGUGUCUUAUAAAAUGUCCCCUCAUUGGCAGUAUCGAGAACGGCAAAGUGGACAUGUCCUGGGGUCGACACGAGGGUUCGCUCGCAUCAUUUGCUUGUAACACAAACUACGCCCUCGUCGGUGACCCCAUUAUCUCGUGCGAGUCUACAGGCGUCUGGGGUGGAAUACAGCCAACCUGCGUGUUUGCGAUGUUUCCGGAUAUAAUUCUGGCGUUUGGUGCUGUCUUAAUUCUACUGAUCAUAGUAGAUAUCUUUGUAGUAGGUAUAUGCCUCUACUACCGCUACUGUCGAUCACCGGGAAAGACGCCGACAGACUCGGGAUUAAAGCAAAAGUACUCGGAUAUAUUUGGACAGGAUGGGGAGAGUGGAGCUCCACCCAUGGAAAGUUCGAUGCCAGCGAACACCCGGAAGCAGAAGUUCUCUAAGGUGGUGCCAGAGACCGAUGAUCAACACCCACCGCCAACUAAAUCGGAAGAGUCGAACGUGGUGUACAGGUCCACCAUGAAGAUGAGCAACUCGGUGCUCGGGAACCUUUUCUCAAAAGGCAGCAAGUACCAGCGGCCUGAGGAUGAGGGGAGGGCGGCGACGCCGUACAUGGACGGUGAACAGAUGAACGACAAUGGAUACGUCACCGGUGGAAGUCACUCGUUGGAGGUCACGCGUUCGGAUGACUUUGACAAACUAAUUGAAAUCCAAUCUACGCCUGGUUCUGGGGAUAAUCCGAGGGAGAGGCGCAAACUCAAUCUCGACGAUUCGGAAAUAAAGGAAGUCAAGGAGGGAGAUGAUCGCUACUUGUUCCCUAUGCGCGGAACCGCCGGCAAAUCUCACAGAGUCGCUCUUUAAGGAAACAGAUCUGCCGCUUCCUUCGGUUAAACGAGCAAAAAGCACUAUGCCAAUAUUCAAGGACAAAUUUUAACAUGAAGGCUUUGCCUGUUGUCGUAACGUUGUGUUAUUUAUUCAGAAUGUUGACGAUUACCUGCUUAUUUACAAAAUAUUGGUGACUCAUAUUUUUGUCGUAGAUUUUUGUAACUCAUUAGUCCAUCGCUUAUUUUAGUAUUUGUGUGAAGAAACAGUAACUGCAACAUUUUUCAGCAUUUUUUGUUAACUUUCUUGAACAUUGCAAUUAUAUAACUUAAAUUAAAUCGGUCGGUCGGUCGGUUGGUCGGUAGCCCAAGCUUGUCCGAGUGAUAACUUAACAAUUACUGGACGUAUUGUCAUCAAAAUUGACAUGAAGGUUGGGCCUGACCAGUAGAUGACCGCUAAUGAUUUAAGAGGUCAAAGGUCAAGGUCAUUGUGACAUUGAAUGAUAAAAGGUUGUCCGAGUGAUUACUCAACAAUGCCUGCACCCAUGGUCCUCAAACUUGACUUGGAGGUUGGGCCGGACCAGUAGAUGAACCUUUUGAUGUUUGGGUCAAAGGUCAAGGUCACAUUGACAUUGAAAGCAAACUCAACAAUUCCUGUACCUAUGGUCCUCUUAUAUAACUUGAUAUGAAGGUUGGGCCUGACCAGUACAUGACCAUGGGUCAAACGUCAAGGUCACAGUGACCUUUGAAAGUAAAAGAAUGUUAAAGCUUGUCCGAGUGAUAACUCAACACUGCCUAGACCUAUGGUCAUUAAACUUAAAUUGGAAGUUAGGCCUGACCUGUAGAUAAAUUCUAUGGGGGUCAUCGGGCCAAAGAUCGCAGUGACCACCUUGAAUGGUAAAAGGUUUCUGAGUGACAAAGUGACAAUGCAUGCACCCAUGGCCCUCAAACUUGACUUGGAGGUUGGACCUGACCAGUAGAUGACCCUUAUUGAUUUACGGGGUCAUUGGGUCAAAGGUCAAGGUCACAGUGACCUUGAAUGAUAAGAGGUCCGAGUGAUUACUCAACAUUGCCUGCACCCAUGGCCCUCAAACUUGAGUUGGAGGUUGGGCCUGACCAGUAGAUGACCCCUAUUGUUUUUAGGGUUCAAAGGUAAAGGUAACAUUGACCUUGAAAGCAAACUCGACAAUUCCUGGAACUAUGGUCCUCAAACUUGGUAUGAAGGUUAGACUUGACCAGUGGAUGACCCCUUAUGACUUUAAGGGUCAUCGGGCCAAGGUCAAGGUGACCUUUAACACAAAAAUGUAACAAAUCUUCUCCCAGAGAUAUCUUAAUAAUGCCUGAUUCUAUGAUCAUCAAACUUGACAUGGAAAUUGCGCCUGACCAGUAUAUGGCCCUUAUUGAUUUAAGGAGUAAUCGGGUCAAGGUCACAGUGAUGUGAAUGCGAAAAUGUUGUUUGAGUGAUAACUCGACAAUGCCUGCACCCAUGGCCCUCAAACUUGACUUGGGGUUGCGUCCGAGAUUUAAGGGGUCAAAGGUCAAGGUCACAGCGACAUUGAAUGAAAAGAGCUUAUGGGCCUCAAACUUGACAUUUAGGGUUUUGGUGACUUGCUGAAGACUCCAGAUUUUGAGGUAAUAGAGUUAAACGUCAUGGUCAUAACACACUUUAUCCUCACACUUUGAUUAGUCAUAAUCUUAAAAAUGCCUUAAUGGCAUCCAAUGUCAGUGACAAAAUCAGCUGUCAUUUCGGUCCAAGAAAAGUUCAUUCAAUUGUCCAUAUAAUCCUGACAACAUGGCGCUCGGGGGGGCAUAAUGUUUGACAAACAUCUCUUGUUUCCUAUUGCUUUUUAUUUACUUGUUUACUCUUUAAACCAUAAUACAGUCAAUAUACAUGUUUCCAGUCGUCUGCUUUACUACUAUGUUACAAUUUUGAAUUAUGUAGGUGUAUGGAUAGGAAGGAUGGGGCUUCGUUUGUAUACAGCAGGUAAACGGACAAAAUACAUAGCUGAUGAAUU